AUCUAUCCUUCGAGAGUAUUCUUCGCGCUGCCUGCGGGCGGACGGCGGUGCUGACCCUAAACCUGCAAGCCCCCUUCCGAUCCAUUUGUUGUUCGCCCCGAAGACAUCCUUCUUCGAUUCGAUAAAUCAAGCAGUUGUUGACAAGAAAUCGUCCCUUCUUUGGGUCGAAUUGGAUUUUCCUUAGCACCGCGAGAGAGAGAGAGAGAGAGAGAGAGGGAAAAGAGGAGGAGAAGGCGAUGGUCUUUGGGCAGGUGGUGAUCGGGUCCCCGGGAUCGGGGAAGACCACCUACUGCAAUGGCAUGUUUCAAUUCCUCAAACUCAUCGGCAGAAAAGUAGCUGUCGUCAAUUUGGAUCCUGCAAACGAUGCGUUGCCAUAUGAAUGUGCCGUGAAUAUUGAGGAUCUCAUAAAACUUAGUGAUGUUAUGGCUGAACAUUCUCUUGGUCCAAAUGGAGGUCUUGUCUACUGCAUGGAUUACUUGGAAAAGAAUAUUGAUUGGCUACAAUCUAAACUGAAACCCUUUCUUGAAGACCACUAUCUUCUAUUUGACUUUCCUGGCCAAGUUGAGCUUUUCUUUCUUCAUUCAAAUGCAAAGAACAUGAUCACCAGACUUGUGAAGAAGUUGGACCUUCGGUUGACUGCAGUUCAUCUAGUUGAUGCUCAUCUAUGCUGUGACCCUGGAAAGUAUGUUAGUGCAUUGCUUCUCUCAUUAACAACAAUGUUACAUCUGGAACUUCCUCACAUAAAUGUGCUGUCAAAGAUUGAUCUCAUUGGGAAAUAUGGCAAACUAGCUUAUAACCUCGAGUUCUACAUGGAUGUUCAGGAUCUAUCUUAUUUACAGCACGAUCUUGAUCAGGAUCCUCGUUCAAUGAAGUACAGGAAACUCACCAAGGGGCUUUGUGAUGUGAUUGAAGAUUUUGGCUUGGUUAACUUCACAACACUAGAUAUUCAGGACAAAGAGAGUGUUGGGAAUCUUGUGAAGCUGAUAGACAAAAGCAAUGGAUACAUAUUUGCUGGUAUACAGGGUAGUGUUGUGGAGUUCAGCAAAAUUGCAGCAGCACCGUUAGACUGGGAUUACUACAGAACAGCAGCCAUCCAGGAGAAAUAUAUGAAGGAUGAUUAGCAAUGCUUAUGGUUACGUAAUCACAAUCAAGAGUGCAGGCCGAUGUGAUGCUUUCAACCCCACCAACCUUGUACUUAUCUGGAGCCUGCUUCAACCGUGUAGAUCUUGGUGAUGAUAAGAUUACGGAUGGUUAUUUCUAAUCUUCAUGUCCAUAGGGCUCAAAAACUUCUGUUCCAAUUGAUGGUUUUGGGAUUUUGUGGCUAAUAGUUUCUGAGAAGCCUUCUUUCAAUCAUAUGCCUGUGCUUGAUACAGAAGUCGAGAGGUUGGUUUCUUCUUCCACUUGCAAAAUUUAGACAUGUUGCUCUUGUCAAUGACGUGAGCUUUAGCAUCAUAGUACUGGUGCCCAUUAAGAAUGCUUAUUUGUUGCAACAUGAUGUAUUGGUCAUUGCGAUACUGAGUGUGAGCUGCAAUGCUACCGUUUUUGUGUGUUGCUCAUCAAAAACUAAAUACUGUUAGGAAUUCA
Musa acuminata AAA Group (dessert banana) is the source of this 1584-nucleotide messenger RNA. Its product is annotated as GPN-loop GTPase QQT1. Gene Ontology annotation, molecular function: GTPase activity. Bases 237 to 1121 code for a protein of 294 amino acids. Gene Ontology annotation, cellular component: cytoplasm. The record is from RefSeq and is a predicted model, not a curated record. The transcript has 11 exons. NCBI's taxonomy places the organism in Eukaryota, Viridiplantae, Streptophyta, Magnoliopsida, Zingiberales, Musaceae.